This is a messenger RNA of Polistes canadensis, 1541 nucleotides long. RefSeq names its product peptide deformylase, mitochondrial-like. Lineage: Eukaryota; Metazoa; Arthropoda; Insecta; Hymenoptera; Vespidae. The coding region runs from base 181 to 897 and encodes 238 amino acids. The record is from RefSeq and is a predicted model, not a curated record. Gene Ontology annotation, biological process: peptidyl-methionine modification; N-terminal protein amino acid modification. The transcript is spliced from 4 exons. Gene Ontology annotation, cellular component: mitochondrion. Gene Ontology annotation, molecular function: peptide deformylase activity.
UGGAGAACUAUUUUUGUAUCCUAUUUACAUUAUUUUAACAAUCAAAUUUUAGCGCCUCGAAGCAGAUGGCGUUAGUGGCAGAACAGGGGGACAAACUUAAAAUUAUUCUCAUCGUGCAGUGCACAGUACGUAAUUUUAAUUAUAGUUAGAUAAAUUUAUUAUUAAUAAAUAUUAGAAACAAUGUUAAGAAUAAUUGUUCCUAUUAAAAGAAGUGAUUUGAUUUUUCCAUUGUGGAAAAAUAAUAUACGAUCGUUUGUUAAUAUGAGAAAAAUAAGACGUGUAUUCAGACGGUUUGUUUAUCAGUCGGAAAGUAAACCUCCUUAUUUUCAUGUUACUCAAAUUGGCGACCCAAUUUUACGCGCGCCAACUUUGCCGAUAAAUCCUGAAGUUAUCAACAUGUUUCAAUUUAAAAUGGCAAUAGAACAAAUGAAAAAAGUUAUGGAAAUUUAUAAUACUGUUGGAUUAUCCGCCUGUCAAAUUGGUUUACCAUGGAAAAUUUUUAUGAUACAUGUUACAGAAAAAUAUUUAAAAGAAAUUGGGGAUGAUAUAAGGAAAAUUCGUGAAAUGGAAGUUGUACCAUUACAAGUAUUUAUUAAUCCUACAAUUCGUAUUAUUGAUCAUAAUUUAGUUUCCUUUCCCGAACUAUGUGCUAGUGUUCGAGGUUACACUGCAGAAGUACCCAGAGCAAGAGAAGUUGAAAUUACGGCUCUUAAUGAGUUGAAAGAAGAAUUUACUGUAAGGUUCAAAGGUUGGGCAGCGAGAAUUGUUCAACAUGAAAUGGACCAUUUAGAUGGAAUAAUAUACACGGAUAAAAUGAAUAAAAAAACGUUUUCUUGCUGUUACUGGAACGAAGUUAACAAGCAUAAAGGACUCAUAGAGAUACGAUUCGAUUCGUAAAAUUCUAAUGAAAGUUUAGAGAAAAUCAAUAUGGGAAUAUGUAUGAUACAAUUAAUAGCAGAAUACACAACAUUUUAUUUAUAUGUAUAUACAUACAUAUGUAUGUAUAAUAUAACAAUGCGUAUACAUUUAUAUUCUGCAUUGUUUUAUCAUUGGACACAUUUAUGGUAUCAAUGUAAUUUUUGACAUCGUUUGUUAUUUUUUAUUUUUUAAUAAAUGUGUCUUCUAGAAUCACAGAUCCUAGGAGAGAGAGAAAGAGAGAAAGAGAGAAGUGAUUAUUAAAUCUAAUAAUUUAUUUUAAUGUCACGUCAAAUUUCAUAUAUCUUAUUUUGUUAUUCUUGUUGUUGUUGUAAUCAUCUUCUCAGGAGAUCUCCUAUUUCGUUACAACACCAGAAAUGCAUACAAUGUGCACAAUGUAUAUAAUCUUACAUAUAAAUAGUAUUUGUUUAAAGGUAUCGCGUGCAGUUACUAUAUUUAUUAUAUGAAAUUAAUUAAUGAUGUACUCUUAUAUUUCUUUUCAUCUCUUCCUUCUUUAUAUUUUUUAUUCUUUAAUUAUACAAUGGAAAAUUGUAAAAAUUAAUAAGAGUUAGAAAGAUCAGAUUUUGAAAAUUCUUCUUAUCAUGCCCCAUUUUCUUUCUUUAUCG